AUGGCGUCUAAAGCUGUAAUAUCAGUGGAAGAUUUAACCUGUCCUGUGUGCUUUGACAUCUUCAGGGAUCCCGUUGUCCUGUCAUGCAGUCACAGUUUGUGUAGAGUUUGUCUGCAAAAGUUCUGGGCAGCCAAAGGAUUUCAGGAGUGUCCAAUAUGUAGGAAAAGAUCAUCAAAACGUCCACCUUCUUCCAACCUGGCUCUAAAGAACCUGUGUGAGACUUUCUUACAGGAGAGAAGUCAGAGAUCUUCAUCAGAGUCUGAGGACUUCUGCAGUCUGCACAGUGAGACACUCAAACUCUUCUGUCUGGAAGAUGAACAGCCUGUGUGUUUGGUGUGUCGAGAUUCAGAAAAACACGCAAACCACAAAUUUCGUCCAGUAGAUGAAGCUGCUCCAGGUUACAGGGAUGAACUGAAAAUUGCACUGAAGCCCUUACAGGAGAAACUGGAAAUCUUUAAACAAGCCAAACUGACCUUUGAUAAAACAGCAAAACACAUUAAGAUCCAGGCCCAAAACACAGAGAGUCAAAUUAAAGAGCAGUUUGACAAACUUCACCAGUUUCUACGAGAUGAAGAGACAGCCAGGAUAACUGCACUGAGAGAGGAAGAGGCGCAGAAGAGUCAGACGAUGAAGGAGAAGAUUGAGAAGAUGAAUAGAGAAAUAUCAUCUCUUUCAGACACAAUCAGAGCCAUAGAAGGCGAAUUAUGCACCAGUGAUGUAACAUUCUUGACGAACUUCAAGAGCACAGUGAAAAGAGCCCAGUGCACACUGCAGGAUCCAGAGAUGCUUUCAGGAGCACUGAUCAACGUGGCAAAGCACCUGGACAACCUGAAGUUCAGAGUUUGGGAGAAGAUGAAAGACAUUGUUCAAUACUCUCCUGUGAUUCUGGACCCCAACACUGCAUCACCAUGUCUCAUCCUGUCUAAGGAUCUGACCAGUGUGAGAUUCAGUGAUGAGAAACAGCAGAUUCUUGAUAAUCCUGAGAGAUUUGAUGAAUAUACAUGUGUUCUGGGCUCUGAGGGUUUUAACUCAGGGACACACUGCUGGGAUGUUGAUGUUGGUGACAAUAGAGACUGGGACUUGGGUGUGACCACAGAGUCAAACCAGAGGAAGGGAAACUCAUUCUUUAACACUGGUGUCUGGCGUGUAAUGUUGGAUGAUGCUGGUGAAUACUGGUCAGAGGCCUCAGGAGAGUCAUCUACUCCACUUGGAGUGAAUAAUAAACUCCAGAGGAUCAGAGUGAAACUGGACUGGGACAGAGGAAAGCUCUCAUUCUCUGAUCUUCUAAAUAACACACAACUAUGCACCUUCACACAUACUUUUACUGAGAGAAUGUUUCCAUACUUCUAUAGUCGCUGUAAACUCUCUCCUCUGAGGGUCUUACCAUUGAAGAGUUGUGUAACAGUGAAACAGCUCAGUUAG
This is a messenger RNA of Chanos chanos (milkfish), 1422 nucleotides long. Its product is annotated as zinc-binding protein A33-like. The transcript is spliced from 6 exons. Lineage: Eukaryota; Metazoa; Chordata; Actinopteri; Gonorynchiformes; Chanidae. Gene Ontology annotation, molecular function: zinc ion binding; protein binding. Bases 1 to 1422 code for a protein of 473 amino acids. The record is from RefSeq and is a predicted model, not a curated record.